AUGGAUUUUUCUCCACGACUAUCUACCCCUGAAGUUGUCUCAUCUCAAGAAUUGUCUGCCACUGAAUGUUGUGGCCUCCAGAAGUCAGUUGAGCUGGUGGUAGACUCGGACAGUGAAGAGGUUGGGGAAGAACAUGGGAUUUGGUCACCCGCGCGCGCACACGCGCCUCCAACUCGGCCAGCCGCGAUGUCUUUCCCCCAGUUUGGUUAUUCCUACAGCGCUUCUUCGCAGAUUUUCGUCUCGGCCACGUCCAACGCCACUUGCUGUACCUCGGGUUCCCGAACCGCCUCCGACGUUUCCUCGGGCUCUUCCCAGACGGCGGCGACCCUCGGUUGCUCUUCUUACGAGAAUCGGCUGCUGGCCGGAUCCAGAACGGAGCUCAACGCGGCGCUGGGGAUCUACGGCUCGCCCUACGCAGCCGCUGGGGCCAACGCGGGCUACGCCAACUACCUGCCUUACAACGCCGACCCCUCCGGCUUCUACACCGCGCUGAAUUCUCAGUAUGACUUGAAGGACAGCUCACCAGCUUUACAUGCAGGCAUUGCUCAACCAACAGCAGCAGCCUACUAUUCUUAUGACCAUUCCUUUGGGCAGUAUGACAGGUAUGGAACAGUGGACUUUAGCAACUCAUCCAGACGCAAGAAUGCCACCCGAGAAACGACCAGCACCCUCAAGGCAUGGUUAUAUGAACAUCGAAAAAAUCCUUACCCAACUAAGGGUGAGAAGAUCAUGCUGGCCAUCAUCACUAAAAUGACCCUCACCCAGGUCUCCACCUGGUUCGCCAAUGCCCGGCGGCGACUCAAGAAGGAGAAUAAGAUGACCUGGUCUCCUAAAACUAAAACAGGAGAUGAGCAGAGGGAGGGAAGUAAAAGGAACGGGGAAGACUGUGGCAGUGAUAAUGAAGACCAUGACCCCAAAAUCUGCAAAGAAGAGAAGGAGCUGCAGCUGAGUGAUCUGGAAGACUUGGAUGAGGAGGAACUAGACAUGAAGGUUGGAGAUGAGCUGAAGCACCUGCAUCAGGAUGGUCCCCUAAUUGGCAGGGCAUUGACUGAGUCUGAGAAGAACAGCUGUUAUUGA
Pseudonaja textilis is the source of this 1077-nucleotide messenger RNA. Lineage: Eukaryota; Metazoa; Chordata; Lepidosauria; Squamata; Elapidae. The record is from RefSeq and is a predicted model, not a curated record.